Molecule: messenger RNA, 916 nt
Organism: Mesoplodon densirostris (Blainville's beaked whale)
Lineage: Eukaryota; Metazoa; Chordata; Mammalia; Artiodactyla; Ziphiidae
Gene: CCDC28B
Product: coiled-coil domain containing 28B
Exons: 6
Coding region: 92-655 (187 amino acids)
Source: RefSeq, a predicted model, not a curated record
UUGGAGAGAGCUGCGGAGGGCGGAGGGAACUCCCACGGAAGCAUCACUCCAGACCCCAAACCUCCAGGGCCUGAGGCCUAGCCAGCAUCCAAUGGAGGACAAGAAGAAGAAAAGGAGUCCUAAGCCCUGCCUGACCCAGCCAGCCCAGCCCCCAGGCACACUACGCAGGGUCCCAGUGCCCACCAGCCACAGUGGCUCCUUGGCCCUGGGACUCCCUCAUCUGCCAUCCCCCAAGCAGCGGGCCAAGUUCAAGAGGGUCGGCAAGGAGAAAUGCCGCCCAGUGCUGGCAGGAGGUGGGGGUGGCUCUGCAGGCACCCCCCUGCAGCACUCGUUCCUGACCGAGGUGACCGACGUCUAUGAGAUGGAAGGCGGGCUGCUGAACCUGCUCAAUGAUUUCCACUCAGGCCGGCUGCAGGCCUUCGAGCUGACAGGUGCUGUCCAGGGAAGGAAUGCUCCUUUGAGCAGUUGGAACACGUGCGGGAGAUGCAGGAGAAGCUGGCCCGGCUGCACUUCAGCCUGGACGUGUGUGGAGAGGAGGAGGAGGAGGAGGAGGAGGAGGAGGAGGACGGGGUCACUGAGGGGCUACCUGAGGAGCAGAAGAAGACGAUGGCUGACCGCAACCUGGACCAGCUGCUUAGCAAUCUGGAAGAUCUAAGUAAUUCUAUGUAUCCUUUCUAGGGGACUUGACAGUGUUUCUAUCAGAAGUAGUGCGUGUGCACGCUCCUGCAUGAUCUAAACCAAAAGCGAAGUGGGUAAGGCACCUAGCAAGAAGGACAGGUGAGGACUACAACCCCAGACCACGGAGCACUCCAGAGUCCCUGGCCCCCGCCCCUUUGCGCAGUCCGGGAAACUGAGCCUGUGCAGGUUGGGAAAAUAGGGCUGCAAGGACCCGGGUCCAGAGCAUCACAAUCCUUGA